ACCAGUGUCAAAAACAAAACAAAACAAAAACCCCAAAAUAAUUGAUGUAUUUCCAUAUUUUUGAUACGACCUUAAGUGUAGUUAUAUAUUUAAGUCGGGGUAAAUUCUAGUAAUAUUCACUUGCUGAGAUAGGCAGUAUGGAAAUCGAGAACGACCAGUCCUAUCAGGACUUUUUCGACAAGUUGCGCAGUGACUCAGGACCCCGAAAUCUGCGCCAGAUCUUCGAGGACGACGACCGUCCCUUGGAGAACGAAUCCUCCAGCUUGCGCUAUCAGCCGGGCAUCUCCAAGAAGCCGCAGGGCGGCAAAAAGCCGGGGAUCACCAGAAGCAGCCCCUUGGACUCGGGAGACCCUCCAACGGCCACCUGGAAUACGGUGAUCGCCAAGGUGGUGCAUGCCUAUCAAGACGCCGCCAACCUGGGUCGCGUGGGCCUGGCCCUGUCGAUUCUGGGCGAGAUGGAGGCCGCCAAGCUGAUUGUCUACAAGAGCAAGAACCAGGUGCUAACCACCCUGCAGUUGAAGCCCCACGGCGGCCAGGUCAUCCUGCGGCAGUCCUAUUUGCAGUUCUACGAUGAGCAUAAACGCUGCUGGAGCCUGCGGUUCGACAAGCAACCGGAUGAGCAUGAAUUCGUGCGAUUCAUGGUGAAGAACAAACUGCCAGUGGAACACUUUCCCAACGAGGAUUCCUCCCUCGGCUCUGCAACCCAUUCCACUGAGGAGUUGUCCAAGAAAUCCACGAGUUUCAAAGCUAAGGAUAUGCCGGUCAGUCCUCCACAGCCGCAACCACGCUCACGCGUUGGGAUUCCAAGUGUGGGGAAGCUGGAGGAUGAGGCAGAAGCAGAACAGGAGCCAAUAACCCCUUCCAGCGAGGAUGUGAUAGUCACGCCACUGCCGCGACCCAUAGGUUCAUCAAAUACUCACAGAAAGCCCAGUUCCAACUCUCUGGCUGUGGCCACCGCUGGACAAUCAAGCGACUCGCCGCUGGCUGUGAAAACAUUGGACAAAUACCUGGACGAACAGCGGGCCUCGGGUCUGAUGAUGGAGCACAAGAUGGAUGCCAUACUGCAGGCAAUGAAUCGUAUGGGCAAGGCCGGUGCACCCGUUGAGCCGGAAACCAGAGAUCCGCUGCUCGAACGCGACAGCGAGGAUGAGAUGCUGGAGCUGGAACAGAAGCUGCUCAACUUCAAGCGGGAGAAUCGUGCCCUGACGCGGAACCUCAAGGCACGCGAACAGGCCCUGGAGGAUCUGCGCUGCUCCGCCUGCGCUCUGUGCGAGGAGCUGCUGGUCCAGAACAGCGAUCUCAAGGAGCAGAAUGCCCAGCUAUUGGCCAGCAAAGCUCAUCCCGGCUCGGCUUCUGCCUGUCACAAUUGCGAGCAGUCUUCCAAGCAAAUAGCCAAAAUGCAGCGGCACAUUGCCGCCCUGCAGGAGGCCCUGCGGAUCUUUCAGAAAUCAGGGGACGCCAGCUCGGGUCGUUUAUAGUAGCUAUAUAUAUAUAUGUUUUGUAUGAUUACCCAAGAAUGUAUUAAAUUGCUUGUCAGGAUUCGUGACAUAUCCGCAAAUGAAAGCCAGACACUACCAAUAGCCUUCAAUAAAAGCCUUUGGAACUGA
Drosophila subpulchrella is the source of this 1607-nucleotide messenger RNA. RefSeq lists its product as uncharacterized. Lineage: Eukaryota; Metazoa; Arthropoda; Insecta; Diptera; Drosophilidae. The record is from RefSeq and is a predicted model, not a curated record. The transcript is spliced from 2 exons. Bases 138 to 1478 code for a protein of 446 amino acids.